Drosophila guanche is the source of this 1616-nucleotide messenger RNA. Its product is annotated as zinc finger protein 501-like. NCBI's taxonomy places the organism in Eukaryota, Metazoa, Arthropoda, Insecta, Diptera, Drosophilidae. Gene Ontology annotation, biological process: regulation of transcription by RNA polymerase II. Gene Ontology annotation, molecular function: RNA polymerase II cis-regulatory region sequence-specific DNA binding; DNA-binding transcription factor activity; zinc ion binding. Gene Ontology annotation, cellular component: nucleus. The record is from RefSeq and is a predicted model, not a curated record. The transcript is spliced from 2 exons. Bases 72 to 1253 code for a protein of 393 amino acids.
ACAAACUGAUUCGGGCCAAAGUGUCGUCCAUUCUGCAUAUUUUGCAAACUCAGAAAAGCGGUAUAAGGGCAAUGAAUGAAAUAUGCAGAGUUUGCAUGGGAACGGCUGGAUCAUUUACAAACAUAUUCGACGAGCCUCAAAAAUGGGACACUUGUAUUGCUGACAUGAUAUCGGAGUGUACCGGGUACGACGUUAGCCGAGGCGAUUUACUAUCACAAAAUAUAUGUCCGCCUUGCCUUGAGGAUGCCGUGAGUGCAUUCAAUCUUAAGACCACCUGCGAGCAGAGCCAUAAACUCUAUAUCCCCGGAAUGGAAGAGGUCCUCUGUGAAAAUCGUGACGACGAGAGCUGGAAUGAAAUAGUUCACACAGAUGUAAAGGAAGUCGAUCUUCUAUUUAGUUGUCCCCAUUGCUCGAAGCAGUACACGCAUAGAAGCAACUUAUACAGACACCUCAAAUUCCAUACCGGAGACCGACCCUACAAGUGCUGCGAGUGCUCAAAGUCGUUUAUACAAAAAAGCGAACUGGAAGUGCACAUCCGUAUUCACACGGGCGAGCGACCGUAUGAGUGUACUCAUUGCUCGAAGACCUUUAAGCAGAACUCCCAUCUUCAAAUACACAUUCGCACCCACACGGGAGAGCGGCCCCACCAAUGCGCCCAAUGCUCAAAGUCAUUUCAGGAACUGUCCCACUUAAAAGUGCACAGCCGAACUCAUACGGGAGAGCGACCGUAUAUAUGCUCUCAUUGCCCCAAGUCUUUCUCCCAUGCCGGAACACUCAGGGAUCAUAUUCUUUUGCAUACCGGCGAAAGACCAUACCAAUGUCCACACUGCUCUAUGUCUUUCGCCCAGAAAUCGGAGCUGCAAGUGCACAUUCGAUCUCACACGGGAGAGCGACCGUUUAAGUGUUCUCAAUGCCCCAAGUCCUUUGCCCGAGCCGCAUGUCUCCGGGCUCAUAUCCGUUUGCACUCUGGCGAACGACCCUACCAAUGUUCCCACUGCCCAAAGUCCUUUACACAAAAAUCCAAUCAUGAUACACACACACGUACUCACACGGUGGACCGAGCCUUUCAAUGUUCCUACUGCCCAAAGUCCUUUAUAAAAAGUUCCGAUCUCCAAGCACACAUUUGUACUCACACUGGGGAGCAUCCGUACAAGUGCUCCUUCUGCUCAAAGGGAUUUAUUCACAAUUCGUCUUUGAAAAGACACACCCUCACUCAUACGGAAGAAGAGCGUUCAAGGGUACCCGAUGCUUAAAUUCGUUUCUGCAUUUCGUCAUUCGACGAGCUGACAUCCCUAACAGUCCUGAAGUAAAGUAUGGCAUGGCACUACGAGCUCUUGCACUGCAGAUCGAGAUCUCUAGGAUUUUUGAACUUGCCGACAGAGGUAAGAACGAGCAAUGUGGGAUCGAUCACUACUUCAAACACAGAACACUUUUCAGCCCACUACGAGUGAAUAAGUGCAACUCUUCAAAAGGGGGAACAAUGCAAUUUCACUGACGAAACAACUGAAAUGUGUACAUACAUAAAAUAUGUAUUUUAUUUAAUUAAAAAUUUACUCAAUGUUUUGUUCUUGAACUUUAGACCAAAGCAUCAAGAAAUCGAACAGGAGCGUAACUAA